AUGUUUGGAGGAUUCGCACCCCCGCAAGCCUCUGAGGAGGAGAUCCGCCAACAGGAGCAGGAGGCUACCUUUACCAUUCAGCGCUUCCUCGCAACCUCUGUGCUGCUAUACCUCUCCCCUUUCGUCAUUGACGCCGCCUCGAAAGUUUUCUAG
Thyridium curvatum is the source of this 153-nucleotide messenger RNA. RefSeq lists its product as uncharacterized. Bases 1 to 153 code for a protein of 50 amino acids. The record is from RefSeq and is a predicted model, not a curated record. NCBI's taxonomy places the organism in Eukaryota, Fungi, Ascomycota, Sordariomycetes, Thyridiales, Thyridiaceae. The transcript is spliced from 3 exons.